GAAAAGGCAUACACGUUCAAUCCAGUGAUGAUAGUGUGCUAUUUGAUGGUAUGGUGGUGGUGGUAGUGACAGAAAGAGAGAGAUAGAGUGAGAGAGAGAGAGAGAUAUCCGAGGACAUGGAGAAAGCCGUGUGGUCCUUAUUAUUUAAGGUCAGCAGUCAGGGUUUGCUGUUAGCCUCACACUUGACACACAGGGUGGUGGCCUCCCCCACAAGAUAUUGACCUCAGCAACAAAAACUUUGUGGACAUUGGGGGAAUAAUAAGGUUUUAGAAAGUGCUCGAGGACCAGGAAAGGAAAUGAAACCCUUCCCUCGUCAUAGAAAAACGCAUAGGGACGAGAAAUGUGUCAUUUCUGGAACAACUGUGAAAAUUGGUGGGUGAAUUUUUGCUUACGAUUUGGGUUCUAAAACAAAACAAUGAUAAUGUCGGGCGUAACUUUGAUACAGUUUAGAAAGUCAACGUAACUUGGACACAGCUUUGACAUAAUUUUUUUUCAAGAGCAGUUUGAGGUUCUAGUGUACUUUGUGAAAAAGUGAGCGAAUAAAGUGCAACUAAAAAUGUGAAAUAGCGCAAAAUGAAAAAAUGCCUGGAAAUAUGCGCAACAACAUCAAAAACCUUUGUCCAGGAUCGUUAGAAAUUUCUUUGCAAAAUCAAAAGUAACGGAUAUCAUGACACAGUGAUGAAGGUGAAAGUUGGGUUUGAUUUAAAUAGCGACUGACAAUGAUUACCCAAAAAGUUGACGUUGGUGGAACAGUGACAUUAUUAGACACUCGAAUCUUCUUGAUUAAACAUCCUCCUCCUGAAACUACCACACAUUUCCUCACCACCGUCCACUUUUACUACUGUUAACAUAAGUAUAAUCCAGUUAUCCACUUAUCUAAUUAUAUUCUUAUUAUUAUUGCUAACGUCGAGAAGGUUUCAUCCAAGAGUGUAGACCACUCUCCCUGCUGGUGCUUGCAUCAUCUCUGAGUUGAUCUCAAUCCUUUGUCUGUACAUGAGAGAGGAAAACGUUUUCUCGUUAUCAUUGAUUCUUUCGUACAUAUGACUUUAAUAGUUUGCGAAGAAUAAAGUGCAAAGUUAAGUAAUGAUGCAUACCUGAGUUUUGACGACAACCAAUUAAACUACCUAUAACAAAAACGUUGGGCGCUUUGAAAAUUUCUUAUGAUGCUGCGGCUGCUACUUUUUGUGAUAAAUUUGUGAGAAAGUGUUCUUGUGUUUUGUUUAACAACACUAUACACACAGUGUGUGACCGUGUUUUGGUCUCAUUUGCAUAAUUAGUGACUUGUUACUCCCUGUCAUGAGGUGGUGGAUGCCGUUUCGAAGAAGAGUGAUGUGUUUCUUCAAAAGGUGGUCAAAUAGCGUUGAGCAAAUCGAGGAUGAGAGGUAAAGUAGUUGGUGGUCACUUUCUGGUAGACGAACCUGCAAACUGGUCAGGGAACACAACAUUGAACGAACUCUUGAACCACGGUCCCUGGAGCUCCACCACCACCACCACCACCCACAGUUUCAAGCCAUACUCUGAAAACAGUGCUAAGGGCGGAGUCAGUCCCCCCGCGACGACACAUUUGUUGGUCCGGCCCCACAACAUCCUGGGUGAGACAGGAGAUGACGAUUUAAGAAUGAAAGGAUGGCAAGUACAUCUCACGUAACCUCCGACCUACCUCCUAUGCCUGAUCUCUCACAUCUUACUGAGGAAGAAAAGCAAAUCAUCCACCAGGUGAUGCUGCGUCAGCAACAAGAGGAAGAAAAAGAGCAUGAAAUCGUAAGAAGGAAAGCGGACGAAGUUAAAGUCUUAGAGGACACAAUUCGCCAAAGAAGUAGUGAAAGAAAGGCCGGUUCUGGUUUGGACGCAACAUGUCAGUUGUGCCUCAAAACCAAAUUUGCAGACGGAGUUGGUCACGUCUGUGCAUAUUGUGGGGUGCGGUGUUGCGCCCGAUGUGGAGGCAAAGUUACACUCCGUUCAAAUAAAGUGAUCUGGGUGUGCAUUCUCUGUCGCAAAAAGCAAGAACUGCUCAUCAAAACAGGUCAAUGGAUGACUCAACCUCUGCUGGUCUCCACGCCGGAGAAAGAGAAUCGAGGCUUCGGCCCUGGAGGGGGCAGAGGCUUGCACAUGUCCUCCGGCGGCUCCCUAUCGCGCUUCCCCCCGCCUCUCGUGCGCACCUCCUCCCUCCAAAACCAAGGCCGAGAACUGCCUACUCCACAACUCCGAAGACAAUACAGUCAAGAGAACAGGCCGCCACAGGCCAUGGUCCACCACCAGCACCACCACCACUUGCAGAGGCGUGGUUCUGCCUCCUCGGAACCCCAAGACUAUUACCCCCACCACUACAGAGACUCAUUUAGUUCAGAGUACGCUCCACCACCCCCACCAGCUCCUUCCCACCCGCCUUCACACUACGCCCAGCAUCCACACAUCCCCUUUUAUACCUCUUCCGGUAUUGGACCGCCGCCACCACAGCCGCCGUCCUCGUCCUCAGACUGGGCUACCCCACCCCCCAGACAACUCCCCAAUCCAAAUAAUAUCUCCUCCAACAAGGCUCUAAUUCACCCCGGCGGCUCACUUCACCAUCCAAGCAGUUCCCAAACGACCACGAGUAGCGGGAGGCUGAGUGUCGUGAGUUCCUCGACCACGAAGGGUGGCAAUAAUAGUGGGAGUGGUGGGAUUGGAGGGCAACGGUCGCUUAGUUCUUCGGAAGAGGAGUUGAGGUCCACGCCAGACUACACGUCGGGGGAUGAGUUGGAUCCCAGACGCCCAGCACACCACAAUUUGGGACAAUCGUCGUCAUCCCAUCUCCAACAAACCUCAGUGUACCUUCAUCACCACAAUAUUCACCAACAGAUUCAUUCCGCCUCUCCGCUGGACCCUCCGGGCGGCCUCAGUUCAUUGACUAAGGGUGCAUUUGACGGUGCUAAAAGUUUUAGUGGUAGUAGUUCUAGUGUUGUGCUUGCUGGUGGAAUUCCGUUGGGGGCUGGUUCCUUGGGUGGAGGUGGCUAUCACCGCUUUCACCACGGAACCGCCCCUCCACCCGACAGCAGGCGAAGGGGGUAUACGGAUCGAUCUAGAACUAAGAAAACUGUUCGCUUCGACUCUGACGAUUUUGUGGGGGUUGAAGGAGGACCAGUGGUGGGGGCAGAAGACGAGUGGUUUUCGUGGGAUCAAAGUUCAGCCGAAAGGCAGGGUUCACAAGACUCGACAACAAAGGAUUCGGGAAUUGAUACAUGUUCCAAUUUUACUUCUAGUGAAGACUCGAAUCGUGAAUUGGUUCAUACAAAGGUAGCAACAGAACAUCCCGUGUCAUGGCGGCCAAAUAGCGACGGAUCAAAACUUAUAGGUCAUAUGAUACUGAAGAAAGACCUUCGAGACCACAACAGCUCCUCGGCACAUAUCUUGGGACUCAAAGUUACGGGGGGAGUGGUGAUGGAUGUCAAGACAGGACGGUUAGGUGCAGUUGUGGAGAAGGUUAAGGAAGGAUCUAUAGCGGAUAUUAUUGGGAGGGUGCGACCUGGAGAUGAAAUUGUAGAAUGGAACGGGAGAGGUUUGAUAGAAAAGACUUUUGAUGAAGUUCAUGAGGUUAUUGCGGAUUCGAAACUUGACCCUCAAGUGGAAAUUGUGGUCUCACGUCACAUUGGACCCAGAAUGAGUGGACCCCCUGGUAAAAGCUACCUCAGUAUUCGUAAAGACAUUAGACGACCAAGUGUAACGGUGACAUCUCCCUCAUCGCCCGAUCCAACCACGAGGAUUUCUCGUUUCGGACCAGUGGAUCAAGGGAAAAUCCAGUUAAAAAUUUGGUUUGACCCAUUAACGCAUCAGUUAACCGUGACGGUUAUAAAUGCUUGUGACCUUCCGUCGUCGCGACAUGGUCUACCCAACCCUUUCACCAAAUUGUGCCUCCUUCCUGACAGAAGCGAGAAAUGGAAACGCCGAACGAGAACACUGCAGCAAACACGUGAUCCAAAUUGGAAUCAAUCCUGUAUUUUCGCACCAAUUCGUCUGUCGGAAAUUAGAACUCGAAUAUUACAAGCCACGAUAUGGGAUUGUGACCGCACAGGAAAAUUCGACUAUUUGGGGGAAGCCUCCGUUGAACUCUCCACCCACCCGUUGGACGAUGAGGCCGAGUGGCAUUAUCUCACAUGGGAUCGAAAGUCGAGCUUGUACAUUGACACUGAGACGUCGAUGAUGCCCUUGACAGCAGAACAUUUGUCACCUCCAAGCACCACUUCUCGUCUUUCGGACUCCGACACUGAAUUCGAUAAUGAGAGGCGUAUUGAAAUUGCUUCCAUUUCCAGUUCCUCAAGUCCUCCGCCGGACGAUUUAACUAAUGACCGGAGAUCACGUCGUGACCUGAGCCCACUGAGUCGUCGAGUGACAGAGUGCGAACCAUACUCAUCGCAUCCACCACAUCCUCGAGAUGCGAUGGGUCGCCGGUCUCUCUCCGCCACGACUCAAUUCCGCUCCAAAAGUCCACCCAAACGACCCUUCUCCCCACUUCGAAAUGAGAUCUCGGGGGACUUUGUCACCACCCACCCGCCGCCACCGCGAGUUCUCCGGUCAGCCACCGCAACCCCACAAGGCUCCCCCAAAAAGAGACAACUGCCCAUCGUCCCACCUGCCAGAGAGAGAAUGUCACAGGAGAUUGACGAGCGGGCGAGGGCACUUAAGGCCCGGAUGCGCUCUUCCCUCUCUGCCUCCUCCUCCUACUCCUCCCGAGGGCCCAGCAUUGAGAAUGAAGCCAUCCGGCCAUCCAAUCGAGGCAUUUCACCCGAUCGCGAAUGGGCGGAUUCUGACCUUGAAAGCGUGACCAGUGCCUUUUCCACCCAAAGUGAAAAUCCUAAUAGACUUAGUGAAUAUGCUUUGCGUCAUCCCAAAAGGAAUCUGGGUACCAGAAGCCUCUCCUCGGACACCGCACCAGAAGAGAAAGCCGACGGGAGUUUGAGUGACACGGCGGUGAACCUGACGCCGGGAAGUUUGGAGCGGCCGAGGGGUCAUCGGACGGGGGGUCCACAGACGAGGCUGAUGGCGCAAAAUAUGUCCGGCUUGGGUAAAAAAUCCAGCUCUACCUCGCAGUUAUCGGCAGUAUCCGCAACCGGACGCAAGAGACGCUUAGGUUUUGGUCGUAGCAAAGGCGGAAUAGGGAUCCAUCGGAGUGAGGAAAUUUUACCCGACGAGCUGAGGUUGGCAGUGAGCCAAACUGGAUCCUCCAUCUCUUCCGAAGACAUGUCCAUCUCUCAAGAUACUUCCGACAGCGGGUGGAUGCCGAGAAUGACGACUGGGCAAACGACGGCAGAAGGAGGACACAUCACGGACUUUAUCGAAGGUCUAGGACCAGGUCAACUAGUUGGGCGACAAGUUUUAGCAUCCCCAAGCCUUGGCGAUAUCCAGCUUAGCCUUUGUGACAGAAAGGGGAACCUCGAGGUGGAAGUCAUCAGAGCGCGUUCACUCAAGGCAAAAACUGGGUCGAAGAUUACACCAGCUCCCUACGUGAAGGUAUACCUCGUGAAGGGCAAGAAAUGCCUGGCGAAAGCAAAAACAGAAAAUGCACGACGAACACUGGAUCCUUUGUACCAACGACAAUUGGUUUUUAAGGAGAAAUAUGGCGGCUGUAUACUUCAAGUAACGGUUUGGGGGGAUUACGGGCGAAUCGAAGGGAGAAAAAUUUUCAUGGGAGUAGCACAAAUCAUGUUGGAUGACUUGGAUCUAUCAAAUAUUGUAAUAGGAUGGUAUAAAUUGUUUGGAACAUCUUCGCUGAUUUGAGAUUAAUUUCACCUUAAAUCUUGAAUUGGAGGAAGUAAUUUGCACAAUGUGCCACCAGGGUUGUUAUCAAAAGUGGGCCUCGCAUAAUAUGCAAAACUAUAUUAAUAAGAGGGUUUCUUGUCGAAUCCGUAUCAAAACGGUUGCUGUCGUAAGAAAAGCGUGUUCCGUCAAAGUAUACAAUAGUGCCCAAAACUACAAAUAAUGAAACAAGUUUCAUCAAAUCUUUCCCGAGGAAGAAGAAGGAUUGAUUAAUGAAAAUGUCGAGUUAAUACAAAAUCAUAAGCCAAACUUACCUUAUCAAGAAUCUUCGACAGAAACAACGUUACUCGCAUGUCUGACGAACUUUAGUAUAUAAAAUAAAACCAAAUCCGUCGUCAACUUCUUCACCAAACUGUUCGUUUCAGCUCUUUGGACUGUCUUUUUUACGGGAGGAAUUUUAAUUAUUUAUAUUAAUGUUAGUUAAGGACUUAUAAUUACUCCUCCUCCUCCUCUGAUCUAUCCAUCUAUCUAUCUAUCUACAUAUAUAUGUAACAUAUUGCCUCCAACAAAUUCAGACAGUCUUAUCUCAAUUGAGUCGGAUAAUUACCUCCAAUAACGUCAAGUCAUGAUGCUAAAAAUAAGGUCUCCUUUGGCUUUGAGUCAAUCCAUGCAUACAUAAGUACGUACAUCAAAAUGUACAUAAAAUAGAAAUCAAAACGAGAGAAACAACGACAGACUUCCAUUUUCCAAGUCCAAUCCAUAAUAUCCAAUCCAACCAAAACCGUAACAAAAUGUGUCAUAUCUCAGAGGGACGAUUUACAUACAAUACAUACGUACACACAUAUUUCAUUACUUAAUUAUCCAAAAUUUUAAAACUCUAAUAAAAGUAUUGUUCACUACCAGACAAGUAAAUGUUGGUAGAAAUAUUUUUUACUAAAGUCUAUAAAUAUGUGUACAGUUUUAGUUUUGUUAAUUUUUGAACUAAAUAUUUUGCAUUGAACACAACAAUUAAUGUUAUAAUUGACUGAGUUGAUUGUAUUUAAUUAUUUUUUACCAUUUGAUAAAAUAAUUUGGAUGGAUGACUUGAAGGCGAAGCGAUCAAAAAUUUUAGUCUCUCUCGUCCCGAUUUUAGAAAUAUUCAAUUGACCAAACUAACUUCCAAACGCAAAAGAAUCUUGAUCCAGCCCCAAAGACAUUUUCUACUAAAACUAUGUAUUAUUAUCAAUAAUAUGCCAUUAAUUGGUAAAAUAGGUGUUCAUAUAUAUAUUAUCUAACUGUCUAUAGUACUUAAAUUUAUCAAUCAAAUUAAUUACUUACUUACUGGAGGGUAUGCAUGCAUAAGAAUCUAUGGUUCGGACAGACCAUGGGCAUUUCUACUAAAAAAUGUCAUCCAAACAUUCAUUACAAAAAUGAAAAGAUUUUAAAAUUCCUCGUAUUGAUGCUGUACUCUGCACUUUUAAAGCUAAAAUUUAUACAUCAUAUGUAUCAGAAUGUCUUACAUUGAUAGAGAAGGAUAAACAUUAAUCUAGGAAGCUUAUCUACUGGCUAGUUAAGUUUUUACUAUAAUAACGUAAAAAAAUAAGUAAAAUGAAAAUGACCAGUGCGGAUUUUUAUCCAAAUCCAAGCAACGCUUAACUAUGAUUGAAACUUAGGAUUGCUUCGCUAUACUCGUUUUAAUUAAUUAAUUGCAUCUCUACCUGAUUUAAAAAAUAUACAGCUACUGCAUACAUACAUACAUAUUUAAAGAAAUGCAACAGACCUUUUGGUACCUUCGACUUUCGACGACGACGACGAUAUAUUCAAUCAAAAUAUAUCUAUGUGUAGGCUUAGGAAAUAACCACCGAGACGUGGAUACGAUGAAAUCUUUGAAAACCAAUGCACGUUUAAUUAUCACUCGAUUAAUUAAAACUAAGAAAAGUACAGAGCAUGAAAAAUAAAAUAAAUGAACUGCCUGAGGAAUGACGAGUCAGCAAAUGUCUCACCUGUGUAUCGAAUAUCGAUAUCGUUAUUAUUACAAAGUACCCCCAACAAACCAAACAAUUUUGUCAAUUGUGUACGAAUUAUGCAAAAAAAUUUGUUACGCUAUGCGCAUGAAAUUUGAAAAUGAUACCUUUUUCAUAUUAUAAUGAACGCCUGCAACAAUCCAUCUUUAAGCAAACACUAACCUACAAAGCGUCGCAGUGAUUGUUAAUUAUUAUUGUUAUUACUGACAAAAUUCACACCUUAUGACUGUCGCGACGAGGAUAUUAUAGUUAUCGUUCGUACGACGGGAGUAAAAAAAUGCAUACAUACACGGUCAUUGUGUGAUUUGUAUUUGUUAUCUAAUUAUUGCAUUGGCUAUAUUAUAUUAAUCGUGUUACAUCAACACGCAUGUAAUACUGGUAUUUAAUGGAAAGGAAAAAUUCUUCGAGUUAACUAUUACGAUUAAUUAAUGGCGAAUAUGAAUUACCUAUACUUAUAUAUUUGUUAUCAUGAUGAGUCAACUAUGUAUUUUUAUUCCCUGAUUCCUAGUGAACCCGCAUUUUUAUAAGAACUAGACUAGUACGUCCGAUCGACAGAUUCAUGAUAAGAUGAAGGAUACUAUUACAUACAAUAAUAUAAUAGCUAUUAUACAUAUAUCUCUGUCUACAUAAUUUAACUAAUCUACAUAGGUCGUAACGAUAAGAAGAAGAGGUUUACCUACAGGAUAGGAUAUUGACGCUUCUUGUAUUUGUAUCGUAAUUUAAUAUUAGUAUAACGACGCUAACCGGUUGAUAAGUAUUACUACAAUAUUUACGAAAAGUUGACCUAAAUAAUUAUUAUUAUGGAACAUUUAUUGUGUCAGAGUGGGUAGUAUUAACUCUAUCGCAAUUAAAACGGAUACCCUUUGUUGUAAUAUGCCGAAAUAA
This is a messenger RNA of Folsomia candida, 8618 nucleotides long. It is a transcript of the gene Rim, whose product is annotated as rab-3-interacting molecule unc-10-like. The record is from RefSeq and is a predicted model, not a curated record. NCBI's taxonomy places the organism in Eukaryota, Metazoa, Arthropoda, Collembola, Entomobryomorpha, Isotomidae. Gene Ontology annotation, molecular function: small GTPase binding; transmembrane transporter binding. Gene Ontology annotation, biological process: regulation of synaptic plasticity; regulation of membrane potential; calcium ion-regulated exocytosis of neurotransmitter. The coding region runs from base 1627 to 5751 and encodes 1374 amino acids. The transcript has 23 exons. Gene Ontology annotation, cellular component: cytoskeleton of presynaptic active zone; presynaptic membrane.